AUGGGACCCCGAAAUAUUCGCUCCGAUUCCGAACGCCAAGGGCCGUUGAGCCGGUCAUUCACCUCGAGCUCCCCAAUUGCCGCUUCUGCAAUCGCUCGAGACCUGGCUAACUACAGCGAGGAGGAACAAGAUCCCAGCGAUGAGAAUUCCAGCGCGAUUCCCUGGCCGCCCGGGAGCUUUUCCAGCAAUACCCGCUCACUAGCUGGGUCAUAUCGCCGCCCUAGCAACUUUACCUCCGUCAGCCACGCAACCAUUAUCCCCUGGACCGGAGAGCAGCAAGUCCUAUCCAAAAGCGAACACCAGGAUAUCAUCGAGGAGGAACGCCGCCUAUUGAGCGAUAACAAUGUCAUCCCACCGGAGCAUGCCCACGGCAAGUCCCACGGCCUGCAGCACAAAAUGAGUGGAUUGCUUUCCGCUGCGAUUGGCCAGGGAUCCCCAUCGCGACGAACGAGUCACUCGCAGCGAUCGCGAAGCCGGCCUCGCCUGCCAGACGGCGCAGGCGAAACGACAGCACUACUGGGUGAUACGAUUGAGUCCGGGGAUUCCGGCAGCGAGAUGGGCCCGGAGGAAAUCGACCGGAAAUGGGAAGAAGCUGUCGCGGCGGGCCUGAUCCAUACGACGUGGCAGCGGGAAGCGAAGGUCAUUGGGAGGUACUCCUUGCCGUUGAUGGUGACGUUUCUCCUACAAUAUUCCUUGACGGUGGCGAGCAUUUUCACCAUUGGGCACCUUGGAAAAGAAGAAUUGGGCGCGGUCAGUCUGGCGAGCAUGACCGUAACCAUUACCGGAAAUGCGGUAUUUUCUGGCCUGGCGACCAGUUUGGAUACCCUCUGCGCGCAGGCUUAUGGCUCUGGGAAGAGGAAGCUGGUAGGACUCCAGAUGCUGCGGAUGGUGUACUUCCUGUGGAUUGUUACCAUCCCCAUCAUGGUGCUCUGGUACUUUUCGGAGCACGUUUUGGCCAAGAUCGUGCCCGAGACAGAGGUCGCGAAGAUGGCCGGUCUCUAUUUGAAGAUUGCUCUCCUGGGCACGCCCGGCUUUGCUUGCUUCGAGAGUGGCAAGCGAUACCUGCAGGCCCAAGGUGUUUUUUCAGCGUCUUUAUAUGUGCUGAUCUUCUGCGCGCCACUCAAUGCAUUCCUUAACUGGUUCUUUGUCUGGAAACUUCAAUGGGGCUUCAUUGGCGCGCCUAUUGCCGUGGUCAUCACGGAAAAUCUCCUUCCAAUCUGUCUGUUCAUCUACGUCUAUUUCUUCGUUGGAUCCGAGUGCUGGUGUGGUUUCAGUCGCCGCGCAUUCCAAAAUUGGGGUCCAAUGAUCCGCCUGGCACUCCCAGGGCUCAUCAUGGUAGAGGCAGAGUGUCUGGCCUUCGAAAUCCUGACCCUUGCAUCCAGCUAUCUCGGCACAUCCGAGCUCGCAGCCCAAUCUAUCCUGGCAACCAUCUCAAGCAUCACAUGGAAUAUUCCAUUCCCACUCUCUAUUGCGGGUAGCACGCGAGUAGCAAACCUGAUCGGGGCCACUUUGGUCGACGCCGCCAAGACCUCUGCCAAGGUGACCCUUUGUGGCGCUGCCAUUGUCGGCUUGUUUAACAUGGUCCUUCUAUCAACUUUGCGCUCGUACAUUCCCAGGCUCUUCAGUUCCGACCCUGAGGUUGUCGAGAUCGUGGCGCAGGUUCUGCCGCUCUGUGCGGCUUUCCAGCUAUUUGAUGCUCUGGCCGCCAACUGCAAUGGAAUCCUGCGUGGUCUCGGCCGUCAGGAGGUAGGUGGGUACAUUCAACUCUUCCUUUACUAUGUGAUUGCCAUGCCGCUCAGCAUGAGUACGACCUUUGUUCUAGGAUGGGGUGUCAUGGGUCUGUGGACCGGCGUAGCCCUUGCCCUCGGACUUGUUUCUCUCAUUGAGGGCAUCUUCAUCAGCCGCGCUAAUUGGAAUCGCUCCGUCGAGGAGGCCGUUCGUAGAAACGAACUGACUUGA
Molecule: messenger RNA, 1959 nt
Organism: Penicillium olsonii
Lineage: Eukaryota; Fungi; Ascomycota; Eurotiomycetes; Eurotiales; Aspergillaceae
Source: the annotation of a GenBank genome assembly